Messenger RNA from Dentiscutata erythropus, 2013 nucleotides. Lineage: Eukaryota; Fungi; Glomeromycota; Glomeromycetes; Diversisporales; Gigasporaceae. The record is from the annotation of a GenBank genome assembly.
AUGACUGCCAGUACACGGUCUAUAAACGACAAGAGUCCUACUAUAAAUAGCAAAUUUUUUGCUGUGUCUCAAAGUUCCGAUGAUAAUUCUUCUGAUGAUUCUUCUAAUAAAAGAAAAGUUGCAACUACUGAAGAUGAAUAUACAAGUGAUGAAGAACUUUUAUUGAGCUCUAGAGGAUUUAUUGAAACUCCUGGUUCUUUAGACGAUUCUUCUAUAAAAGUUGGGUCUCUUGUGUUUAAUGAAAUCGAUGAAUUCGAUGGAAGCCGUAAAUUAUUCUACGUCAUUUGUAAAAUGUUAAGUGCUAUGGGAAUUAUCGAGGAAGAGUACAUUGAUGAAAUGUCUACCGUUCAAUCUUCCUAUCAAUGCGCUUUCAAAGCUUUGGUCGUUCAAGCGUUGAAUUCUAUUAAACAAGAACAAGUAAUGAUUGAAUCUCACAUGAUUAUGCCUCCAGGUUCUGUAUCUGAAAAUGGAAAAGCUUCUCCGGUUGAUCAUGAAGAGAUUAAUAGAUACAACAAUGACUUUGUUGAAUUAAGGUUAUUGGGUAAGGGUGGUUUCGCUAGUGUUUGGCAGGCAAAAAAUAAAUUAGAUGGUAUAGAUUAUGCUAUUAAAAAAAUCAGAUUACGAGGCGAUAAAAUACCAAAAGAAAAAGAAAAACAUACAAAUGUUGUACGAUAUUACAGUUCUUGGUUGGAACACGUUAAUAAUAAACAACGUUGUAGUGAAGCUUUUCAAAUUCCAAUGUCUUCACAUUCAGCUAAUACCUCUUCUGAUUCUUUGAGUUCAAGUGAAUCAACUCAAACUAAUGGUGGUGAUUAUAAUGCUGAUAAUGAUUCGGAUAUUUUUAGAAUGUCUUUUUCUGAUGAUGAAGAAGAAGCUAGAUCUGAAAAUUAUAGUGGAAUUGACUUUGUUACUGAUGAUAAUUCUAAUAUAGAUAAUGUAGAAAUAUUACAAUCCUCUACUUCUGUCACAGGUGUCACAAGGCGAUCAUCUAAUCAUGAUAGUUUUAGAAGUGAUCUUUCUAAUUCGUCAUAUUCACGAUCUACUGGAAAAGAUAAUACUGAAUCGUCAACGUUUGAAAGAGAUUGGGUUCUUUUUAUUCAAAUGCAAUUAUGUCAUAGUACUUUGAGAGAUUAUUUGAAACGUAGAGAUGCUAAUUUAUUAGCAACGAAAAAAGAUCCUUUGAACGCUGUUGAUCGUCAUGCUAGCAUUGAAUUAUUUCGUGGAAUAGUUCGUGGUGUUGCUUAUAUUCAUGAACAAGGGUUGAUUCACAGAGAUCUCAAACCUGGAAAUAUUUUCAUUGGAAUGGUUCCUGAUACUAAUUAUGAUAAUGAUAUUUGGGUUGCUACUGAGAAUACUUCAAUUAAUGUUGAAAGAUUAGUACCAAAAAUUGGUGACUUUGGUUUAGUUACAGCCGUGGGUGAUGAUAACACAGAUUCUUCUAUGAAUAAUUCUGAUUCAUCCAGUUUUAGGAGUGCUAGGAAUUCUCUUGAAUGUUUUAAUUCUAGCAAUCGAACACUCAAUCAUCAUGGAUCAAGCUCUUCUUUAACUUCAAAAUCAAGAACUAUUGGUGUUGGUACAGUUACGUAUGCUUCUCCUGAGCAGCUUGCAAAACCUCCCAUACCCUAUAAUGAAAAGGUUGACAUAUAUUCGUUAGGAAUAAUUUUCUUUGAGCUUCAUUUCCCAUUUUCAACUGGGCAUGAACGUUAUCAAGUUCUAAAAGAUUUAAGACAUGGUAUAUUACCAAACGGAUUUGUCCAACGAUUCCCAAAAGAGACGGCGUUUAUUUUGUGGAUGAUGGCAGAAGAUCCAGAUAAAAGACCAAAUGCUAAACAAAUAUUAGAUUUUGAAUUGUUAUCUGAACCAAUUCAAGGCGAACAUGCAGAGUUACAAAAUAGACUGGUUGAAAAUACACAAAGAAUCGAUGUUAUUACUAAAGAAAAUGAAAUGUUAAAGAAAAAGGUUGAAGAAUUGGAAAAAAUGUUGAAGAAUUGUGAAUGUAAAAACAAAAAAUAG